Molecule: messenger RNA, 1202 nt
Organism: Pungitius pungitius (ninespine stickleback)
Lineage: Eukaryota; Metazoa; Chordata; Actinopteri; Perciformes; Gasterosteidae
Exons: 5
Coding region: 59-625 (188 amino acids)
Source: RefSeq, a predicted model, not a curated record
GCACACAGACAGGAAGAGACUGAGCAGAAGAACGGCUCUGUCAGGAGAACAAGACGCGAUGUGGUUGGAACAGUUGACUCUCGUGUUGCUUUCAGUCAGCCUGGUGAUUUCAGAUUCAAUUCCUGUGGUUCUGGAUGAGGAACCUCGAAUAGUUAAAGUCCCUCUCGGUUCCUCUGUGGCCUUCAAAUGCCGUCUGAAGACAAAGAGUUACAACAGACUUCGGGUGCUGUGGCGUUUUAGCUCUUCUCCAUGCAGCAACAAUGCAACAGUCCAGGCGUUUGCUAACGAUACAAUCUUUGAGAAGAAGAAGACCUUCAACGAUGUGCUGAACAGAACCCAGCCGGACUCCAGAGAUGAAGACCGUGAAGGGACUUGGCGCACAAUUAUUCCAGCUAAUCCAAUGGAGCAGCAAGGGGGAUGUUACUAUUGCGAAAUCAGAACAGAGAUUCCCGAAUUACACACUACUGAGAGCAGAGGAACAGAAGUUGUAAUUAUCACAGAGACCGGGAUUCCUGCAUGGAUGUGGAUCUGUUUGGGAGUUGCUUCUGUCCUCAUGGUAGUCCUGCUCCUCACAUGUGUCUCGCUCAGCAGACGGCGCUGCAGAAGAAGAGGUCAACGGAGAUAAGGACCUGAGAAAGUUAUGACAUAUUUACUGAAGCAAUGAGAAGAACCCGUCUACGCGAACACGCGUCCCGUCACCAGCAAGCAGCCGUCUCCUCGACCCGGCUCUGAUCAUCUGAAGGAACCUUCUUGCCCUCAGAACAUCCAGAAGCCGAGUCCAAGCAGGAAAUACAACGAAGGCAAGCGGAGAUACAAGUAAUGAGAAAGUCAUGGAUCAUCAAAUGUAGUCAAACCUGAACGUUGGGACCACAGGGAAAACUGGAGUCAAAGUCGAUGAUAAGCUGUGGGAGUUAAAGGCAUUGUGUAUCCUACUUCUAUUAUUAUCACUAGUAUUGUUAAUAUUAUUAUAUAUUUCCAUUAUAAUCAUUAUCAUGUUUUUCCUUAUUAGCAUUAUUAUAAGUUUUACAUUGUAGCCCGUGUGUUUUAGGUGUUUCCAUUCAUCUUAAAUGGUUAUGAAUGUAUUUCCUGUUAUCAACCACCAGGUGGCAGAGUGUCUUAGUGGUGAAUACAAAGUGUUUGUGAAUUAUUUGUAUAAUUUCUGAUAGAUUCAGAUUUUGUAAAGUAACAAAAAUGUAUUUUGG